Messenger RNA from Auanema sp. JU1783, 756 nucleotides. The record is from the annotation of a GenBank genome assembly. NCBI's taxonomy places the organism in Eukaryota, Metazoa, Nematoda, Chromadorea, Rhabditida, Rhabditidae.
AUGUCGUUCAGAGGACGCGGAAGAGGAGGAGAUCGAGGAGGUCGAGGUGGUGGCCGUGGAGGCGGAAGAGGUGGUUAUGAUGCCGGCCCACCAGAAGAGGUUGUUGAAGCAGGUUAUUUCACUCAUACUUGUGAACAAGAUAUCGUAUGCAAUAACACUAGCGGCAAAAUUCCAUUCUUUAAUGCUCCAAUUUUUUUUGAAAAUAAGGAACAGAUAGGAAAAGUUGACGAAAUUUUCGGAGGACCAAUGGAUAAUGGCUUCACCGUAACACUUCAAAAUGGUAUCAAGGCUAAAUCUUUCGAAGAAAACCAAAAAAUUUUUAUUGAUCCUUACAAGUUAAUGCCUGUAGAUAGAUUCUUAGGUGGUAAUACCCAAAGAGGAGGCCGUGGUAGAGGAAGAGGUGGAGACAGAGGAGGUGGCCGAGGUGGUCGCGGAGGCUUCGGUGGUGACAGAGGUGGCCGCGGAGGCUUCGGUGGCGGUCGUGGUGGACGAGGUGGAUUCGGAGGUGACAGAGGUGGACGAGGAGGCUUCGGAGGUGACAGAGGUGGUCGCGGAGGCUUCGGAGGCGAUAGAGGUGGACGAGGAGGCUUCGGAGGUGGCCGUGGAGGAGAUCGCGGUGGACGCGGAGGCUUUGGUGGUGAUAGAGGUGGUCGAGGAGGCUUCGGAGGUGGCCGUGGAGGAGAUCGUGGAGGUUUCAAGAGAUCUGGAGGUUUCGGUGAUAAUUCUUUCAACAAGAAGACGAAGUUCGACGAUUAA